UGCAGCAAGGCCGCCAAGAUAGAUCAUCGACGUUAACCCCGAUGCGAUGUUUAAGCUAAUAAUCCAAGUCAAAAUCAUACCUUGCCAUGCUCUCCAAGCUACUCCAAUUUUCUGCGAUUGAUGCGGUAAUGGACAGUACAACUACCAGUACAAGAUCCGGGUGACAAGCCAAGAAAACGCGGCCGCGCGGGAGGAGGAGGAUGGAGGAGAAGAGGCAGCGGCUGGUGAUCUCUCUCUCGGCGCUCUGCCUCGCCGUCGCCGUGAUGUCCGGCGCGCUGCUGCCGCCGCGGGCGUCGGCGGCGGGAGGGGUCGGGAGGAAGCGGCGGUGGGCCGGGUUCGACUACUACGUGCUGGCGCUGCAGUGGCCGGGCACCGUCUGCCGCCAGACCAGCCAUUGCUGCAGCUCCAAUGGCUGCUGCCGCUCACAUCCGCUCAAAUUCUUCACGAUCCAUGGGCUGUGGCCGCAGUACAGCUAUGGGGGAUGGCCAUCCUGCUGCAGGCCAACCACAUUCGACGGCAACAAGAUCUCGAGGUUGAAGACGAUACUCGAGGAGUACUGGCCGUCCUUGUACUGCGGCUCUUUCUCAACCUGCUUUGGUGGGAAAAGGCCAUUUUGGGUGCAUGAGUGGGAAACUCAUGGAACAUGUGGUUACCCUGAAAUACAGGAUGAAUACGACUACUUCUCUACAGCACUGUACCUUUACAGCAAAUAUAAUGUGACGAAAGCUCUGAAGAAAGCACAUAUUUAUCCUAGAGGAGGCAGGAAAUACUUAGUUGGUCAUAUCGUCUCUGCUAUUGAAUUUUCCUUUGGGGCAAUGCCAUCUAUUGUGUGUAAAAACGGCUCAGUUCAAGAACUGAGGCUCUGCUUCCACAAGGAUUAUCAGCCUCGCGAUUGCUUAGUUGAGGGUGAGAACUCUGUUAGAAGAAACCAUUGCCCUCGAUACGUCACUUUACCAUCAUAUAAACCACACGCAUUUGGCAAUUCUACAGAAGGAAUCAGUAACCAAGUCAACGUUGAGCACCAAUCAUAUCAGUAGAUCUCACAUCUCACUGUGAGUAUUCUACAAUAUAAACACGGCUCUGAUGACUCAGGAAUGAGAUGUACAGCAAGAAACCCACUAGGCACACAUACAGUAACGUCUGCAUCUGUAAUUCUAUAAUGCAAUUCAAUUGAUUAUAAAGCAACUGAAAAUCCCAUGCUGAGUUAUGCAGAACUUUUACUGCAUCUCAGUUUCUGUAAAUCUGUAAUUCUGAAUUGUCUGCAAAUUUGCAGCAUCCCGUCAUUUCCAAAUUCAAGCGCGCCGUUAACAAUUGCCAAUCUCA
Molecule: messenger RNA, 1323 nt
Organism: Oryza sativa Japonica Group (Japanese rice)
Lineage: Eukaryota; Viridiplantae; Streptophyta; Magnoliopsida; Poales; Poaceae
Product: ribonuclease 2
Biological process (GO): RNA catabolic process
Cellular component (GO): extracellular region
Molecular function (GO): ribonuclease T2 activity; RNA binding
Source: RefSeq, a predicted model, not a curated record